Chelmon rostratus (copperband butterflyfish) is the source of this 3267-nucleotide messenger RNA. RefSeq lists its product as uncharacterized. Lineage: Eukaryota; Metazoa; Chordata; Actinopteri; Chaetodontiformes; Chaetodontidae. The transcript is spliced from 3 exons. The record is from RefSeq and is a predicted model, not a curated record. The coding region runs from base 312 to 1076 and encodes 254 amino acids.
AGAGAUGUGGAAGCUCGACACAGCGAAGACGAGGGUGGAUGAAGUCGUGGGAUGUUAGAGGGCUGAAAGAGUGGAAAGGAGGCAGAAGCUGUCAUUGUCACAGAGACAGACAGGUGAGGCUUUCCAGCCCACCUGCAGACAGAUGUGGAAGCUGCUGCUGCUGCUCUCACCGCAUGAGGAAGCUGGAUCGAUCAGCCUGGAAGUAGACGGCGGCAGGAUGCCACCUUAACCAGAACUGAGCUGUCCAUCUUUGUCCACCUCUCUACAGCCCAGUCCCUCCGCCAGGUGAAGAUGUAGUCUGUUUGAACUCCAUGGAGAUGUCUCCAAACACGGUCUCCUCUGCCCCGUUGCCAUGGUCACUGUGGUUGCUCUUCUUCCUGACCCCCGUCGCCCAGACAGCGAGCUCUGCCCCCGCGCCUGAAACUUCUCUGCCGGUCAACACCACGCUGUUGUUCGACAUCGGCGCCCCAGGCUACAACCUGCGGAACUGCAGCUGCUCUACGCCUGUCCGGGACUGCAACGAGGCUCUGGCCAACGCGCUGUGCAGAUGCCACACCGUUCUGCGCUCCGCUCUGCCCCCUGCUGGGCUCAGAGAGCCUGGACGACUCACCGUCUGGGUGAAGGAGCUCUGGGUCCUGGAGGAGCUGCUGAACAGGAGCAUGAUCGGCCACUUGCGGUUGUCGUUUUGUGGAAUAAAACCAAUAGACGGUCAGUACGUGGCUCUGCUAGGCCUACAGACCCUCAGGAUACACAGUGCAGCACCAGAAGCUCCCUACCCCGACCAGGAAAUUACAAUCUCCCCCUCAGCAGGCGUUGCAGCAGAGCUAGAGGCCGUCUCCGCUGACUUCUCCUCCUCCCUCCACGUGACCUUUCUGGAUGUAGCAGUGCUCAACGGACUCUCAGCCCUAAAGGCAUACACUGUGGUGGGACCUCCUGCUCACACCUUCUCCCAGCACUUCCCCCACCUGGCCUCUCCCCUCACUCUGCCAUCCUCUGCUACACCUGAUGAGCCAGCAGACCCCAGUGAGGCGGCUGCAGAGUCUCUGCAGAACCUGCUCGUCACAUUUGUCUACUGAUAACCACAAGUUCCAUUCAAGGGCACUGCCAUCGCGUGGAACGAUAGAACGCAGCUGGAUGGUGUCUCUGUUCUCCUUUUGCAAAGGAAAAGUUGCACAUGUGACAUAUUCUCUGUGGGAUAUAUUGAAGUUUUGUAUGACUGGCUGCUGGAUUCUGGCCUAAAUGUGUCUUUGAACAGUGUCUCAAGAGAGGCAGACAUCUUUCUCAGCCUGAUGCAUUUUCUUCAAGGAGACUAUUGACUUCAGAACUUUUCACAUGUGGCCGACACUCACACUCCUGCUGCCCAUUUUCCUUCCCUGAAAGGAAAUGCGUAGAAAUUUCUGCACUCAUACCGCAGGCAGACAGAAUGAUGGCAGUGUUUACGCCAGCUAGGUCUUCAAGUCUUAACUGCAGCAUAUUUUGGGUAUAAGAAAGCUGCAAAGACCGUGAUCCUAACAUCCCAGCUGAUCUGCUUUGUUAGAGGUGACGUUUGUGCUAAUUUUCCAGACCUGCUGCACAAACAGGGGCUUCAGCACCAUCGUCACGCAGUGUGUUUACAUGCAUGAAUAUUCUUGUCACACGAGAGUUGUUUUACAUGCAUGUGCUCUGAUUCCAAAUGCUGGUGCCACUUCAGACAACCAGUAAUCUAAUGUAAUGAGGCGCUCUUUGUAAAGGGGUUGACAGCAGGAACUGAGGGUUUUAGAAAUGGUUCAGUCAUUUACAAAAGCGUGACAAAUCAAAGAACUGUCACUUGAACAAACUGGAACCAACAUGCAGUUUGUUGAUUAAUUCAAACACAACCCUUAUAGCAUAAUGCCUUCAGUCUGAGAUACAGUGAGCGGUGACUGAGUGCAGCAAUGUCCAUCAACGGGUGGUCCGAGGGUCCUGACCUUCAGUACAGUCUGUACAUUGUUCAGUGUGGUGGCAAACCGCUGCACUAUGUGUCCUGAGAUCCUGGUGAAAAUCAUGGCUUUAAUUCUGUCAUUUUCCUGAAAACCUCCUGAAACAAUGCCAGUGGGUCCUUGCAUAUAAUCUUUAUAUUUGUGGGUUUGUAGUUUCUAGCAGCUCUGCAAGGAAGCAGCUGAUGCUGGUGCUCAGAUGUGUCGUCGUUGUAAAUGAAGGCAGCUGCUUUUACAGAGUCGGCAAACAGCCUUAUCUUUGUUGCUAGUUUUGCCAUCCAGAGCGUGAAACCUAAAAUACUUCUCAGAGUUGUGAUUCAUCCAUCAGCAUGGCUUUGCUCCCUAUUGUCCUGCUCCAUUUUUCUUGAUUUUCUGAGUUUACUGAUUGGUUAAUUGGGCAUGCAAUAGGUCAAACUGAGCUGCAAACGACUGCAAACUAUGAUCUCAGAGAAUAUUUAACAUUUUCCCACAUUCCAAUGAGAAGAAGUAGAAACCAUCAAUAAGAACAAGUGUUGGGUUACUAAUUCAAUUUUUGUUAAUAAUGCAGUUUUAAAUAUUGGUAAUCCGUUAAAAAAUCUGUCUCUCUGUGCACACUGAGACACCAGGUAUCACUGGGUGUUCACGUCUGGCCUCGAAAACUCCCCGGCGUGAGCGUGACUGAACAUGUGACGAGUGGAACCGUAGCCACAAGCAUCCAGACCGACUUGUUCCGAUACGCCAGGACAACAUCCGAGACAAACCGCACGCCUGCUGCCAAAGAGGGACGAGAUGUUCCAGAUCCCACUUCCAGCUGCCAAGUGGGUGUCAGCUCCCGUCCAGGUGUUGUCAGAUAUGUAGGGGGAGCACGAUAGCGUGGACAGCGGGGAGGAGGCCUUCGACUGGACUGUGGCUGCUCUGGCUGGAUGCAGUUGUUUCUUGAGUUUUCAUUUGAAAAAUUUCAGGAAAAACUGGACGAAAUGAGCCGAGAAACAGAUGCAGACACGUCCAAACAGGACACGAGGACACGCUGACAGGUCUGAUCAGGACCACCACCUCUCCACCACCAUGAUGCUUUUUGGAGGAUUGGUGGUCAUAAACUCGUUCAGGAGCACUGAAGCUUUAGACCAGGAUGAGGUCUGAGCAUCCCGGUGGACUCAGAGUCGGGGUCAACACUCUCAGAUCUUUGGUGGGAAAAGGGAGCAAGCUCCCCAUGACAAUUACUUUGUGGUAAUUUGAUUGAAUACACAUUUGUUUGUGGCUCCUGCGUGUUUGCCCACGCUUGAGGACUUGUCUUUUACAGACUGUUACUUGGUAAAAUCUAGCAUUUUUUUUU